UGCGUAGGUUGGAAGAACGGACGGUGACGAUAGAGAAGCGCUUCCAUCGCAGUCGUCUCCUUCGCUCGUCUCUUCUCCAGCGUUUGAUCUCCUUCGCUCGUCCCAAAAUAAACCAACAUCUCAUCGCGCCAUUUCCCAAACGGGAUCGGUGAUGGCGGAAGCGCCGGGAAGCCCGGGUGGAAGCGGAGGAGAUGGGAGUCCGAAGUCGGGGGUGCGGGAGCAGGAUCGGUAUCUCCCGAUUGCGAAUAUUAGUCGGAUUAUGAAGAAGGCUUUGCCUGCUAAUGGGAAGAUCGCGAAGGAUGCGAAGGAGACGGUGCAGGAGUGUGUAUCUGAGUUUAUUAGCUUCAUCACUUCUGAGGCGAGUGAUAAGUGUCAGAAGGAGAAGAGGAAGACGAUUAAUGGCGAUGAUUUGCUCUGGGCGAUGGCGACGUUGGGAUUUGAAGAUUAUAUUGAGCCGUUGAAGCUUUAUCUUCAGAAGUAUAGGGAGAUGGAGGGUGAUAGUAAAGCAACUGCCAAAGGUAGUGAUGGUUCUGUCAGGAAAGAGGCAGGGUUGCUCCACGGUGGAACUCAACCUGGUUCAAGUUCUCAAGGGAUGGCUCAGCAUGUGUCUUUCACACAGGGCAUGAACUAUAUGCACCCCCAGUUUCAUAAUGGGGAUCUCUCAGGUUGAUUAAUGGCUUGUUUAUCUCUGGCAUGGAUCUUCUCAUCCAGGGAUUGAAUGAUGCAGGAAGCAAUGUGGAAGGAUUUCGUCGACAAUACUCUCUUAGUCAUUUUAGGCCCUUCAAGCACCUAGACAAGAAGGUUUUCUAUUCUGUAAAUUUUUUUUUUUCUUCGCUUACAGUAUUUGGCAUGAUCAUGCUGUGAUUAGAUUGAUUGCAUGAUCAGCAGGACUUGCUUGGAUCCUUUAACAAAUAGGGCAUUUCAGAAUUAUUUUCUGCCUUGUAAAUCUUUUUCAUUGCAGUGUUUGUGAUGAUCAUGCUAAAGUUAGAUUAUUAACAAUGUGAUUUGCUGCAGCUAAAUUUCUAAUUUCCUGCCA
Dioscorea cayenensis subsp. rotundata (Guinea yam) is the source of this 1036-nucleotide messenger RNA. Its product is annotated as nuclear transcription factor Y subunit B-3-like. Gene Ontology annotation, biological process: regulation of transcription by RNA polymerase II. The record is from RefSeq and is a predicted model, not a curated record. The transcript is spliced from 8 exons. Gene Ontology annotation, cellular component: nucleus; CCAAT-binding factor complex. Gene Ontology annotation, molecular function: RNA polymerase II cis-regulatory region sequence-specific DNA binding; protein heterodimerization activity; DNA-binding transcription activator activity, RNA polymerase II-specific. Lineage: Eukaryota; Viridiplantae; Streptophyta; Magnoliopsida; Dioscoreales; Dioscoreaceae. The coding region runs from base 152 to 670 and encodes 172 amino acids.